Molecule: messenger RNA, 2385 nt
Organism: Rhinocladiella mackenziei CBS 650.93
Lineage: Eukaryota; Fungi; Ascomycota; Eurotiomycetes; Chaetothyriales; Herpotrichiellaceae
Exons: 6
Coding region: 1-2385 (794 amino acids)
Cellular component (GO): cytoplasm
Molecular function (GO): glycosyltransferase activity
Source: RefSeq, a predicted model, not a curated record
AUGGCACCUAUUGGUGCAGCUGUUUUUGCGACGCUGCUCAUGAACGAUGCCUACUUACCAGGUGCCAUGGUCCUAGGCCAUUCCUUGAAAGAAACAGGUGCCAAAGCUCCUCUGAUAGCUUUUGUUCUGGUCGACAAACUAUCUUCCGAUACCAUCGCUGAACUUCGAACCGUUUACGAUGAUGUCGUGCCUGUCCAACAGAUCAUCAACAAAAAUCCGACCAAUCUCUAUCUCAUGAACCGACCGGACCUAGUAUCCACCUUCACCAAGAUCGAGUUAUGGCGGCAGACGCAGUUCAAGAGGAUAGUAUACUUGGAUGCGGAUAUGGUGGUGCUCAGAGCUCCCAAUGAACUUCUCACUCUGAAUACCAACUUCGCUGCUGUCCCGGAUAUCGGUUGGCCCGAUUGCUUCAACACGGGUCUUCUGGUCCUCAACCCAAAUAUGGCCGACUACCAUUCCCUAUAUGCUUUGGCACAACGAGGCAUCAGCUUCGACGGAGCUGACCAGGGCCUUCUCAACAUGCACUUUCGUGAGUGGGAAAGGUUAAGCUUUGUCUACAAUUGUACCCCCAGUGGCAACUACCAAUACGUUCCCGCCUAUCGACAUUUCUCGAGCAGCAUCGCCGUGGUCCAUUUCAUUGGUCCGGACAAGCCCUGGACGUUAGGGAGAGAGAACAAGUACAAUACUGGUGUCUAUGGAGAGCUAUUGGGAAUGUGGUGGUCCGUAUACGACCGGCACUACCGACCAAAGCCCAUCACAUACUACGACACUCGAACGUAUCAGUCCACGAAAAGGGUCCAGGACUACGUUCGUGGCGAGGAACCCCUAUACGUUGCCAGUUAUCCAAGUCAAGAAUCGGCCACGGCUCCAACUCCCGUUCCACCCCCCCGGCAGGAACCAUCACCUCCUCAACAAGGACAGAUCCCUCCACCACCAUCUGAAAUGACAAUGUCGGAUCUAGAACAAAAUAAGCCUACGACUGUUGAACUUCCGCUUGGAGAUGUCCCAACACCCACGGCCCAAGGCGAUUCCCACCCCGUCCCUACCGUUGAACCAGGACAGUUUUCAGCCCCUCACAUCGAAUGGGAGCCUGCAAGGGCACCUCCACCGGUUCAUUCAAAACCUGAAGCAGCCAACUUCCCCACGCAAAUAUACGACAUGUCAAGCGACACAAAACUCUUUCAACCGCCCGCCCACUAUCCAGAAGCACCGAAAGAUAUGUGGUAUCAGGUACCUGAAAAGGUUCCGGAACCAGUAAAACCAAAACCAAUUUUCCCAUGGGAGUCCCGAGCUCCUAAACCGACACGAGUAUUCGCCGCACCGAAAGCAUCGAGCCCUCCUCCUCCACCACCCCCGGAACCGGCCAAACCAAGACAUAUUUUCCCAUGGGAAUCCCGAGCUCCUAAACCGACACGAGUAUUCGCCGAACCGAAAGCCCGAAGCCCUCCACCACCCCUGGAACCUACUUCGGUGGUCCCGGCUGAAGAAGUGACGACGCCAUCUACAGCAACCGAUGCGACGGAAGCGACCGACGAGAGCGUUCCUACGCCAGGAGCCCCACCGAUCGAUCCAUGGGCAGCGUUCCAGCAGCGAACCAAUGUGUGGGAUGACAUGCCCGAAAUUGAACGAUAUGUGCAGGCGAUUAGUCAAUCCCGAAAAGGAAAGUUACAGGUGUUGCAUCAUGCCCCUUCUCAGCGUGCUUCUGGUAGCGCCAGCAUUACCUCUCCGCCCGCAGAACAUAUACGACGACCGAGCAUGAAACUCACCGAUUUCCCCUCCGAAGUCGAUCGACCGAGCUUACCCGUGACCCCAGCUCCGAUUCGACGACCGACAUUCUGGGGAGAGGAGAGGGAUGAAGAGGGUAAUCUUCCGGCAGCAGAAGGAGUUCCAAAACAAGAAGAUUGGGUGCGUCGAUCCUCCUCCUACCCUAAGCUUGCGCUCCCUGAUCUACCGCCCCUGUUGCCUGAUUCGCAUGGUGUUUUAUAUUGGAGAUGCCAAUUUUGUGGGAGACAGAAUCCAGUUGCCAAACUUGAAGAACUACAAAGACGACAGAGUGAAGUAUUGAUGGGACCGACGGGAACGCGGCAGUUGAGUGAGGCGAUCAAUUUGCCCAAAAGAGAGAUGCCCGAAAGCGGGAGUAAAGAAGCCGCCAUCGAAGCCGCCAAUCUGUCAAUAUCUCCUAUCAAAUCACCCAAGGCGCCGAAACCCAUCUUGAAAGCACCCGGUUUUGAAUUGGAACCAGAAAAGGUGGAUCCCCUUGCAGAAAAGAGUACUGACACAAAGGAAGACGAUGAUGCCACUGGACCUUCGAUAGAUCCUUUGGCGAAGAUUGGCGGCGAGAGUUCGUCGGAAUUAAAAUCACCACCUGUGACUACGAAUGCAUGA